GCCAUGACUUUCACCAACAUAUCUGAAUUCCACCUGCAGGGAUUUCCAGGACUCCAAGCGCAGUAUUAUGGAGCUGUGGGGAGCUUUUUGUUUUUUGUCUACUUGACACUGGCAGGAGGAAACAUCUUUAUAAUUUCAUUUAUUGCAUAUGACAGAAGCCUUCAGAAACCCACAUAUUUAAUCUUCUGUAAUCUUGCCAUGUCUGAUCUUGUUUUUGGAACUGUGACGCUGCCUACAGCAUUUUCAAAAUACCUUUUUAAUGUCAACACUAUAUUGUUUUAUAGCUGCUUUGUGCAAAUGUUUUUUGUUCAUUAUUUAGGGAGUGUUAAUUCUUUUAUUCUGCUAUUAAUGGCCAUUGAUCGAUUUGUUGCAGUGCGCAACCCACUUAGAUAUUGUGCGAUUAUAACAAAUAAAAACAUUUUAAUGGCAUGUGCAGUGAUUUGGACAAUGUUAAUAAUUUUGUUGGGGGUCACUACUUAUGAAACCUUUGAUGAACCCUACUGUGCUUCUAAUGUAAUAACCCAAAACUAUUGUGACCAAGGUUCAGUGAAAAAAUUAUCUUGUGGAAACUAUAAAGAAAAACAUCUGUAUAUAUUUGGAAGUGCCAUGUUUGUUCUUUUGGCCCCUUUGGCUUUUAUUAUUUUUUCUUUUGUUGCCAUCAUCACAUCGGUUUUUAAAAUCUCUAACAGUCAGGCACGAUAUAAAACAUUCUUAACCUGCACUCCACAGCUGCUUGUUAUCUUUCUGUACUAUGUUCCUAGAUGUUUUAUCUAUGCAUAUGAAUUAGUAGUGCCAAUACCACCUGCCAUUCGGAUGGUGCUAGUUAUGUGCUACAGUCUGUUGCCCCCUGUUGUCAAUCCAAUGAUAUACUGCUUCAGAACUAAAGAAAUCAAAGAUGCUUUAAGAAGGAAAAUGAGACACAAAGUCAGCAUGCAGGUCACAAUGCUUUGGAGCAGAACCUAAACUAUGCAAGCAGUUUGACUACAGUAGAGUGCUUUGUUUACAUCAUGCCCUGUUUAUACUGUAUAGUCUAUCCUUCUUAUUCUGUCUGUGAGUAUGAUUGUGGACCCUUCUA
Paramisgurnus dabryanus is the source of this 1075-nucleotide messenger RNA. Its product is annotated as olfactory receptor 52N2-like. Gene Ontology annotation, cellular component: plasma membrane. Gene Ontology annotation, molecular function: G protein-coupled receptor activity; olfactory receptor activity. Gene Ontology annotation, biological process: G protein-coupled receptor signaling pathway. NCBI's taxonomy places the organism in Eukaryota, Metazoa, Chordata, Actinopteri, Cypriniformes, Cobitidae. The record is from RefSeq and is a predicted model, not a curated record.